UAAUGACCUUUUGGUGUGGUUGAGGAUGAGAGGAUAGAGAUGCAUGUCGUGUGUGUCUCAGUGAGCUUGUGUGAAACCACAAAAGAAACGGGUUACGCACUGAACCCUGAGGUACACCAAUGGUAAAAGAGUUUUUGAUUUUCUGAUCUUUGAAGUGAAGUAACCUUUUAGUAAUGUGCAUUGACUUAUAAUCAAUCUAACUUGAAGACUCGGAUGGGGUUGAGUUGACAGUGAUUGAUGUGUGUGUUUGGUGUAUAAUAUGAAUUUGCUGACAUGCAAAUCUCUGAAUUUUAAUGUCUUUUGCAAAGUACAUAAAAUGACAGAGUCUGGGUAAUGCCAUUCACCUCAAUACUUUGAGGAAAAAGGUAUUUUUUUUUAUUGCUUAAUAGAAAUAUUUAACAUAAAGAAACAUUGAUCACUCUGUAAAGCACUGGUGUUUUAAGCAGUAAUUUGAUUUCUUUUUAAAAUGUUUAGUUUUGUUUUCUUAUAGGUUGUUCAUGAUGAAGAAUGUUUUGCUCUUUGCGAACCUGGCGGCACUGUAUGUGGCAUUCUCACAGUCUCGCAUGUUUUACUUUGUUCCUGAGAGUAUGAUCUGGUCUGAUGCACAGAGGUACUGCAGACGGCAUUUCACUGAUCUCGCCACCACUGAUGACCACAUGGAUCUCUCUGAGCUGUUGCGAUCUGUACACAAGGAUUAUAAAGGGCAUGUGUGGAUCGGACUUCAUCGGAAGGACGCAAAAGCUCCCUGGAUCUGGUCCGAUCAGAGCAAAUCCACGUUCAUGCCAUGGGCUCCAGGGCAGCCGAACAAUUAUGGGAGCAACCAGUAUUGCGUUAUAGUGGCUGAUGGUGCUCUUAAUGAUCUGGACUGUCAAAAUAAAUUGCCUUCUGUCUGCUACACUGAGAAGAGGAAACAGACUGUAAGACUGACAGUUAAAUCAAGUCAAAAUGUUAAUGAUCCUUCAGUGAAGGCAGAGAUUCUGCUGAAGAUAGAGCAGAUACUGAAGGAGAAGGGACUCAGAGAAGAUGCAAAACGGUCGUGGAAAAUCCAAUCAGAUGGAAAUGUCUUCCAAAAGAACCGGAAGUGUGACGUCACUCAACAGACUUGCAUUUGAAAAAUGGAAAAGCAGUAAACAGUUUUAUUGAUGUGCUGUGGUGAAUUUGAAGUGUAGUAAGAACUGAAUCUGUGAUUUGACAAUUACCCAUUUUAGCUGAUUAUGUGAAUGUAAUUCUGCGGGAAUUGUUUGAGAUUGAGUUUUACAUUUUUGUGAAAUUAGAGACUGGCCAAUACCGUUUUUUUUUUCUCCAAUCUAUACCAACCAUAUACAUAAAUGAUUAAGUUAUUUAUCUAUUUACAAGUGCAACUGAAAUGUAAAGUCAUUCAUGUGACACUGUGAAGGUGUUUUGUUUACAAGCUUCCACUAUAAUAUGAAGUUGUACAGACCUCUUAAGAUUAUAAUUCUCCUGCUGAAAUGCUGGUAUGUGCUUCUGUAGGAUUCAUAAGUGAUGAUUUCAGUGUCGGUGAAACAAAUCUUGCUUACUUUAAAUUACUCGUUCAUUUCUAUGGGAAAUAAUUGGAAAAUUUCCCAUUUAUUUGGCCAUUUUUAUGAAGAAAAGUUGUGGG
Megalobrama amblycephala (Wuchang bream) is the source of this 1621-nucleotide messenger RNA. Its product is annotated as C-type lectin lectoxin-Thr1. The transcript has 4 exons. NCBI's taxonomy places the organism in Eukaryota, Metazoa, Chordata, Actinopteri, Cypriniformes, Xenocyprididae. Bases 498 to 1112 code for a protein of 204 amino acids. The record is from RefSeq and is a predicted model, not a curated record.